AGUCAGUUUCGUUCCUGAAAACACAUUCAACAUGCGAGAGAAAGCAACGGGCUUUUGGGCUUGCAGGUACAUUCUAAGUAUUUAUGUAUUAUUAUUAUGUACCGAAGUUUGUUUUAGUUAUUAUAAAUGUUUCACAACGCAUAUGGGUUAUGCUACGUCCACGUUUUUGGUAUGUCGUCGUGCUAUGGGUGCACAUCCAAGAUAACAGAGAACUGAUUCUCAGCUGUUCUGGUUACUGCAAUGAAUGGUAACACUAUCCAUCAGGCUACGACCACAGCUUUGGUUGCAGUGCCUCGUGGCUGGAGGGAGUUCUGUGAGUUGCAUGCCAUUGCCACGGCCCGAGAACUAGCCAACCACUACCGGAACUUUGCCAGGGAGUGGCCAGUGCACGAUGUCGUCCCCCCAGACAGCUUCUCCAAGCAGUUCAGUGAGCUGUUCCAGCAGCACUUCCACAGUGAGGUGGCCAAAGAACUCCCUGCAUCGACCCCUCCCCCCAUGAUGGGCCGGCUCCGCAUCACCACCUCCUCCGAGGCGCUGGACUACAGGGAGGCGGGCCGGUCUGGCGUUCUGGCCCCAAAGACGGAGCCUGUGCCGGUGAGCCGGGAGCAGGGGAACCCCAUCCGGUGCUCGGCAGCCAACCCGGUGCUACGAGCUCGAGCUCCCAUCCAGAGCCGCAGCCAGGAGGAGGUGACUGUGUCGGAGGGGCGUCCUGUGUCUGAACGGUACAUCCCCACCUCGACUUCCUUCACUGCUGCUGAAGUUACACACUUCUCCGUCAGCCAGAUCAGGAAAAGCGUGUGCCGUCUCUUUAAGAAGCCCCCGACGCCCCUUCAGGACCUGCAGCCCAGCAGGCUGGUGGACAGGGGAAUGGGUGGGGCGCUGGAGGAAGUGACGGCCUUAUCGUCGUCAGCGCUGACUGGGAACCCCUCCCACGAGACCACGCCCUCGGCCUCCCCCACGUCGACCCACUUCCUAGAACGGCUGAAUAGCAGGUUUGUCCGUAGGCAGAGUGGGAAGCGCAGGCCGCAGGCUGCAAGCAGCUGCAAGGAGGGCCAGCUGAAGUACCUGGUGGUUGACGACACUAUCUCGGACACACAGCAUCGUUGGCAGCGCUGCCGCCUGCUUGUGAGGAAGAUCAGAGAGGGCCUGGCAGGAGAGAGGUUCCAGCUGGAGCUCUACGACCCCCCCAAGGGCUCCAGUCCUAAACUGACAGCACGUUGCUCAGACAUCCUGGAGAUCCGCCGCUGCAACUGUCUGGAGAUGCCGGACAAUACAAACACGUUUGUUCUAAAGGUUAAUCACUAUCCAGGUAGUCUCAUAUUUGAGACCGACAAUGACCAACAGGUCAGCUCCUGGACAACAGAAAUUAAAGAAUGGAUAAACAACAGGUCUGGGAGCGGGGAUUUGGAACGCCUAACCUACCCUACGGAUAAUGCUGCGACGGCCAACCGGAGAGGGAGCUCCGAGUCAGGGAGUCAGGGCUCUGCGACCUUUCCCCUCUCGGAGCAGGUGUACCAUAAGACUGACCACUUCCUGUGUUUGUACCCCUGGUUCCAUGGCCCCAUCUCGCGGGUCAAGGCGGCCCACCUGGUCCAGAACUCGGGCCUGGAGGGCCACGGAGUCUUCCUGGUGAGGCAGAGUGAGACCCGCCGCGGAGACUAUGUCCUCACCUUCAACUACCAGGGCAAGGCCAAGCACCUGCGUCUGUCUCUAACAGAGUGUGGUCAGUGUAGGGUGCAGCAUCUGCGCUUCCCCUCCGUCAUGGACAUGCUCAGUCACUUCCGCCUCUACCCCAUACCCCUGGAGUGUGUCGCCGCCUGCGACGUCACCCUCACCAGCUUUGUGGUGGCCAAUUCUACCGCACAAGGUCAGAGUUCAUCCGCUGUCCUGGUUCCUUUCUCCCUGCACCGCUGGAGCUCCGAACCCAGCCUAGCCCACUGCAGCCCCAGCCUGCUCCCCUCUCCAGACCCCUUUCCCCAGCCCAGGCUCCCUCUCCUACGCCCUGCGCCCUUCCCAGACCUUUCCACCUCGGGUCCCCUGCGUCGGAGCGAGUCUGUGGGCCGCAGACCUAUUCUGCGUCACCCCAACCCCCACCCACCCCUCCUCACUCAACGGGACUCCGACUACGAACUGGAGCCAGACAGAGGCCGCAAGCGGGCCAUCGACAACCAGUACAUGUUCCUCUAACUGAAGCCAGACCGGGGCCGCAAGCGGGCCAUCGACAACCAGUACAUGUUCCUCUAACUGAAGCCAGACCGGGGCCACAAGCGGUCCAUCAGCAACCAGUACAUGUUCCUCUAAUUGGUGGACUCCCUGGUCACAGCCGACCCAGUGGUGGCUCUGAGACUCCAAAUGAGCGACUCAUGAGUGAACGUGUAUGCCACAGUGGAGGUCUGUCUCGUGGGCUGGGUGUCAGAGGUCUGACCCGAGUGUCCAUUGUGAAUGUAUUUUUUUAGGAAAGUGUCUAAUCUUGUUAUGAUUGUCAUUUUCUGAAGCGGCUGUCGUGGUCCUUCUAAGGGACGUUGCUACAUGGAAGGUCUUCCCUCAGUCCCUCCCUUCUAUAGGGGUCUGUUCACUCCCUCCACACAUACACUCCAUUUAAGUGAAUUCUAAUGUUCUUUGAUACCCUGUGUAUUAGUGUACUUUUAAACAGUGUAUUUUAGUACGCAGACUAUUUUUGUAGGAAUAUGAAAGUGUUGAAAAAUAAAUAAUUAUUUAAAAAAACUUAACUGUGAGCUUAGGGCUGUUACGGUGACGAGUCAUGACCACAGUCAAAUUCCAUGUGACUAACCUUCUCAAACUGCGCUCUGAUGGUUAGUAGCCUACCAAACGUGCCAGUCGCUCAGCACUAUUGUCCCUCUAAUCACUCUGACAUCAAUGCAAAUCACACUUCAUGAGAGCUCAUGUUGCACAACAUUUUUAUAGGCUAUGCAAUUGUGUGAGAAAAGCGUUUUGAUGGCCUCUAAUAAAAAGAGGCACAGCUUUCUAUAAUCUAGGCCUACUAUAUUUCUCAACUUUCCUAAUAUUAAGCACAUUGCUUCUCUUUACAACAUGAGUAUAGCCUAACGGGCUGUAAUGAAAAUGAACCACGGGAAAAGCAACCUCCAUUCGUUAUUUUAAGUGCGUAGAUUACAUUUCCCCCCCCCCCCCCCCCCCCCUCUUCCGACAGGUGCAAGAUAAUGGUCCAUUAAGUAAAGACUAGAUUAGUAUUAGUAUAGGUAAAGACAAGAUUAGUCUGAUGGGUGACAAUAUUUGGCUAUCACUCAUGAAUGAUGCCCAGGGUGUGCAAUAAGGUAAGAAACAGAGCAUGUUUUGUUUUUUUGCAACUUUUUCUAACCAUAGUCGCACAUGUCAUGUAGCCUAGCCCAUUAUUACGGUGUAGAGACCAACUGACAUACAGUACCGUUCUAAAGUUUGGGGUCACUUAGACAUGUCCUUGUUUUUGAAAGAAAAGCACUUUUUCUUUUGUCCGUUAAAAUAACAAAUUGAUCAGAAAUACGUUGUGAAUGACUUGUUUAUGGAAUAUCUACAGAGGCCCAUUAUCAGCAACAAGCACUCCUGUGUUCCAAUGGCACGUUGUUAGCUAAUCCAAGUUUAUCAUUUUAAAAGGCUAAUUGAUUAUUAGAAAACCUUUCUGCAAUUGUUAGCACAGCUUAAAACUGGCCUUUAGACUAGUUGAGUAUCUGGAGCAUCAGCAUUUGUGGGUUAGAUUACAGGCUCAAAAUGGCCAGAAACAAAGCACUUUCUUCUGAAACGUCAGUCUAUCCUUGUUUUGAGAAAUGAAGGCUAUUCCAUGGGAGAAAUUGCCAAGAAACUGAAGAUCUCGUACAACAAUGUGAACUACUCCCUUCACAAAACAGUGCAAACUGGCUCUAACCAGAAUAGAAAGAGUGGGAGGCCCUGGUGCACAACUGAGCAAGAGGACAAGUACAUUUGUGUCUAGUUUGUGACAGACGCCUCAAGUCCUCAACUGACAGCUUCAUUAAAUAGUCGCAGAGGCGCGACCCCGGGAUGCUGGCCUUCUAGGCAGAGUUCCUCUGUCCAGUGUCUGUUCUUUUGUCCAUCUUUUCUUUUUAUUUGCAACUCUGCCUAGAAGGCCAGCAUCCCGGAGUCACCUCUUCACUGUUGACGUAGGUGUUUUUGUUGGUACGAUUUAAUGAAGCUGUCUGUUUCGAACUAGACACUAGUCCUCUUGCUCAGUUGUGCACCAGGGCCUCCCACUCCUAUUCUAAUCUGGUUAAAGCCAGUUUGCGCUGUUCUGUGAAGGGAGUAGUACACAGCAUUGUACGAGAUCUUCAGGAUUAGCUAACACAACACAGGAGUGAUGGUUGCUUAUAAUGGGCCUCUGUAUGUAGAUAUGCCAUAACAAAAUCAGCCGUUUCUAGCUACAGUAGUCAUUUACAACAUAAACCAUGUCUACACUGUAUUUCUGAUCUAUUUGAUGUUACUUUAAAAAUACAUUUGUGACCCCAAACUUUUGAACGGUAGUGUACAUCAACAGUAACAUUGACAAAGUCAUCAAUAUUUGAAAACACAGAAUCCCAGACAAUGUUCAGAAAUGUGAGAUGUUCUCAUUUACCAUAAAAAUGCACCUUUUUAUAAUAAAGCAUUACAUGUCUAAUCGUAUUUGCAGACUUAUGUAAGAUGGCUUACUAUUUGUAAUGUGAUGAGUAAGUAGAUAGUUAUAAUUUAGGCAAAUAAUAACUGAAUCACUGUUGGUAAAACAAAAAAGAGCGUUCAGUCCAUUGCUGAGCACGUAUAGCAGGCCAAGGCUAUAUGGGAUACAUUUCUUCUUUGCAUGUGAAUAAUGUGGCCUUUUUAUAAAUGCAAUAUGGCGGGAGACAUUAGCAUCUUUUUUUAAUAGGACAAAUUAAAAUGAGUAGCCUACUCAGCUGACAGUGACCAUAUAAUAGGCCUACGAGAAGGGGUGAGACACGUCCAUCUAAACUGGAAAUCAUUUUUCAAAAACAAACUUAAGUGGCACUGACCCAACAAUGUUCACUCAAUUAAGUUGAGAAUUUUGAUAAGACAAUUAGUCCUUUCACUGUCUUCUCUUUACAGCAUUAAUCAUUUGCUUUCCAAACUGUUUUCCCGCAAUUGUAUUUUGAAAUAUUGCUAUAUGCCUGGCUAGGCCUCUAAUUUUCAAACAGUCGCAACUCAACAAAUAUCUGCCCAAAUUGAACAGCCUUUCAUUCCAAAUAUAGGCAAUGCGAUUUAACAGUUUUAUUUUGAAUGAUUAUAUUUAUUAUUUAUGUUUAGGCAAAUUAGGCUAUAUAAUUUUGGCAAUUUUAAUUAAAUUUCCUUUGGGAGAAUCUUACCUUUUUAAUAUGCAAGCAUAGGGGAAGCGAACUGCACGCAACCUCCAUAUGCUGUUAGAGUGCAGGCUACAUGGGUUUUGUGGGCCAUUCUAAUGAAAAAAAUAUUCCACACAUAUUAGGCUAUAUGUAAAGACCAUAUUAAAUUGAGAAUAGGCUGAAGGGUGAGAUUAUCAAGUGCUUGUCAAAUUGUGAUUGAGAGACUGAAGUGUGCAGCCUGCACAAGAAACAGAGCUAAUGCCUUUCAUGCGACUAUUAAAAAUCAAAACAUGUCCCUACUAAAGUUGCAUUAUAAAAAACUAAGCAUAUAGAAGUACCUAUAUGUUAACUACUCAGACUAGCCGCAUGUGCGCACUUCCUCAAGGAUAUUUAUUAUAUAUUCAUUCUAUAAAAUAAAUGCCAUGCAAUUCCAAGCAUAUCUUGUCUGCUAAAUGAACUAGUGUAGCCCACAGCCAUAUCAGGGUCUAACAUAAGUACAACUCAGUAUGCUAUUCUGUUCUGAAAUAGACAUUUUCUUAAUAUCAUGUUUCUUUAGAACUGUCUAAAAUGAAUAAUGGAUUUAAUGUGAUGGUGGAACAGGCAAUUACCGUAGAGACCAGCAGUUAUUGGCUUGACAAUCACCGGCUGACAAUUUCAUGAUCUCCACAACCCUAAAUGAGCCUUCCAUGUAUGUUUGGAAGAGGCUCAUAGUUGGGGUGUGUUGGUGCUAAACCUCAAGAGAUGUGACUGAAUAAAGGGUUUGGGAGGAGACAUGAAACCCAACCUAGUCUAUGGUCCUCAACACACUCAAGUUGUACAAAACCUUUCACACAAUGGUUAUGAUACGACAGUUUGUCUACCCAAAACAUUUACACAACCCUUGUGUAAAAAUACAUUUAAAAAAUAUCGCCAUUGUACAUCAGUUGUAAAAACCUGAAUGUGUACAGGGCCAAAGAUCAGCGUGUUUAAUUUCCUAUCAGCAUGAAACAGAAAGGUCCUUACCUGUGCUCUCCAUCUCUACCAGGAAGUAACGGAUAACUCAUCCUGGUCCUCUCUAAAGGCAUUUUUUUGGCUUGUAAAAUGUUUGCAGAUGCUACAUUUGAAUGUUUGUCUAUGGCUUCUUAAUCAUCGAGCUCUAGAAAGCGGCCCUCACUAAGAACCCAUGUGGUGCCUUAACACUGUGUACGCAACCAUUCUGGUAUACAUUUGUUUAUUAAAACACUUUCUGGAUAUUCUCUAACACACCCUCCUUUUCUGUAUGUAGCUCUUCCCCCUUGCUUAACACUAACUUAGCAGUGACACUUUAGUCAGCGACUCAUCAACCUCGAUGUUAUGCAGUAUUUAUGGUAAUCAUAGGGUUUCCUGUUUAAGAAAUGCACAAAGGCAGGUUGAUCUCCUUACACAUGAUCAGGAUAUUUUAUUUUCAUUGCAUAAUUGAGCUACAAAUGUAUCAAGGGUAUCUUCCAAUAUUGAAACUGACAUUAAGUGUUGUGGUGGUGGUGGGAAUAGACAAUUGUAAAGUACGGUUGGUCUCCUGCACUUAAGUUUAAACUAAACCUAAACGUCUGUUCUGCAAAAGGAAAUGAACGGUAUCAUUGAUUUAUCAGUCCCUGUAGAGAGAGACUGCUUUUGCUUUAACCUUUUGAACCUCCGGACCGGACGUUAGAAAUUAGUGCAAGAACAUAUUUCCCAUGAUUUGGCUUAUUGAACACUUUAUAUUAUGGCUUAACCUGUACAUUGGAGAAACAAACCAUUCAUACUUGGCAUCCAGCAAUAAAGAUCACCCCUACUUACGUCAGUGUCAAGCUGAGUGCAUUCCAUCACUGCAGACCUGGGUUGCUUCCUCUUCAACUGUCUGCACAUAGGUUUGUUUUAUACUCCCAAGGAAACAGUGCAAAUGGAUUGGUAUCAAACACAGAAACCAUGUUUGAUGCCAUUACCACCUGCCAAUCCUCACCAAUUAAAAGGUGCCUCCAACCUCCUGUGCUCAGGUAUUAGAACAUUUGCUUGCAAGCAUUUAUUUUGGCCCCUCAGCGACGCCUUGGCUGACGUUUGUACAUUGAGUUCAACUGAUGAAUGCAUGUCUUCAAUACUGUUGAUUCUAUUUAUGUAUUAGCACUGUAACAUUCCAUCACUAAGUAAACCACCCCAAAGCUUUUUCUCUCGAUCUUUGAUCAAUUGUUACAUUUCCCUCAGUUAUAAGCAUUCUAAAUUUAUAUAAAUUGUAUAUUUGACUUUUGGAAAAUAAAGCUAACCAAAACACA
Messenger RNA from Oncorhynchus kisutch (coho salmon), 7558 nucleotides. It is a transcript of the gene sh2b3, whose product is annotated as SH2B adaptor protein 3. Bases 241 to 2187 code for a protein of 648 amino acids. The transcript is spliced from 8 exons. Gene Ontology annotation, cellular component: plasma membrane. Gene Ontology annotation, molecular function: transmembrane receptor protein tyrosine kinase adaptor activity. Gene Ontology annotation, biological process: intracellular signal transduction. NCBI's taxonomy places the organism in Eukaryota, Metazoa, Chordata, Actinopteri, Salmoniformes, Salmonidae. The record is from RefSeq and is a predicted model, not a curated record.